AUGAUGCUGGCGCUGGGGUCCCCUUCGGGGGAGCGGGCGCGGCACGCCCUGCGGCUCGCGGGGGAGGACCCGUCCAACCUCCCGCCCCUGGAUUACGGCGAGGUCGACGCCUCCUUCAAGCUGGGCGAGCUCGGCUGCUGGUGCGACACCGACCGCCACCUGCCGACCAGCGGCGUGCAGUUUGAGGGCGUGUGGAUCACCUGCGACGCCUGCGAUCGAUGGUGCCACGCCGAGUGUGCCGGGCAGGAGAGCGGCCUCUACAUGUGCCCGCCCUGCCUCGAGCAGGGCGAGGAGGAGGAGGAGCACGAUGGCAAACCGGUGCACAACCAAGGGCUGGCCACCUCCGUAUCCAUCAUGGUGAAGCCAAUGGGCCAAAAAGGGAGAACGCUCCCCUCCCAGGUGGCCGGAGGGUACACCUCGGGUCGGCGUGCUGGGGGGGGCGCCGGUGCGCAAGCCCACUUUCCGGGCGACCCCGAGGGGGAGGAGGCCGGGCGAGUGGCAGCAAUUCACUGUUAG
Emiliania huxleyi CCMP1516 is the source of this 516-nucleotide messenger RNA. RefSeq lists its product as hypothetical. The coding region runs from base 1 to 516 and encodes 171 amino acids. NCBI's taxonomy places the organism in Eukaryota, Haptophyta, Isochrysidales, Noelaerhabdaceae. The transcript is spliced from 3 exons. The record is from RefSeq and is a predicted model, not a curated record.